CACACCUUUUUCACGCCAGAUUCAAACACAAACUACUGUGAUUACUAUUAAGUUAAGGGCAUCAUUAAGUGACAAGAUUCACUAUGUCACAAGUCAAGAGUAAAAUGUAAUCAAGGAAAGCUUUAACAUUUUGAUGCCUGUAUAUAUAGACAAAAAUCUUAUUAUUUUCAUUCAUUUACCAAUUUAAGCGUAUAAAUUCAGUAUCUCAGUAAUAAAUUAACAUGAAUUGUUCAUAUGCAACUCUUCCAUUAAUGGAUCCCACUGGAAAUGAUGACUUGUUUGAAAAUAAAGCUAUUGAUUUCGACUAUGAUGGUAAUAUUUAAGAAUGAUUUACUCUUCAGUGAUUGAUUUAUUUGUUUUAACGAAAUUAACAAAUGUCUACGAGCUUAAACUUUUACUUGUAACUUGAAUUAUUUAUAAUGAAUAUAAUUAUGUGCAUUUUAUGUUUUCAGAUUCUUCGUCAGGCUAUGAAUCUACAGACAUUUCUGAUGUGGAAUCAGUGAGUUCUUGGGGGUCACGUGACAGUCUUGACAGCAGAUCAUAUGACACCACCCACGAAGAAGUAAUGAACUUCAGUAGUACACAUGCGCUUUCCGAGCACCUAAAAUUAAUUCUGGCAAUGCCUGAAAUGUGUGACGUCACGUUUAUAGUUGGACCACGUGAAGUGCUCGUGCAUGGUGUUCGUGCCAUCAUGGGUACACGGAGUAGAAUUAUGUAUCAACUGAUUUUGAAACACAUGUCCAUGGAAGCAGCUGAUCAAGAAAAAAACUUAAAAAAGAACAAGAAAAGUAAGAAAAAUGCAACAGUUGGAAUUGGUCGGUCAUUAUCACAGAGACUUAUUAUCCCUGUCAAGAAAUACGAUUCUGAAGUGUUCCGAAUGUUGGUACAGUUUAUUCACUGCGGAAGUGUGAAUAUCACUGAGGAAACCGUUGCUGGUUUGUAUUGUGCUGCCUCCCAGUUUGAGCUUCGAGAUCUAUGCAAUGCGUGUUUAGAUUUUGUCGAACGAUGUAUAAAGGUCGGAAGAGCUGAGAAACUUCUCUUUUCUACAAGAUGUUACAGUCAGCACAAAGCUACAAAAAUACUAUUUGAUAAGAUAUAUUCCGUGUUGGACAGACGCCACAUUGCAAGACUUGAGGAGACACAUGUAUGAAUGCACUAUGUUACAAGGAACUUCUAAUAGAUGUGCUGUAGUAUUAAUUGUUAUUUGUUGUCUGUUCAUGGAUCAAUUGUUGCUGAUAUUUUUUUUACAUUUGUUGAUAUAUAAGCUAUGAAUGAAAUAAAGAUUAAAA
Ruditapes philippinarum (Manila clam) is the source of this 1289-nucleotide messenger RNA. Its product is annotated as serine-enriched protein-like. Gene Ontology annotation, molecular function: protein binding. The transcript is spliced from 4 exons. The record is from RefSeq and is a predicted model, not a curated record. Bases 443 to 1150 code for a protein of 235 amino acids. Lineage: Eukaryota; Metazoa; Mollusca; Bivalvia; Venerida; Veneridae.